AUGUCGAAUAAAAAGUAUGGCCUUAUAUUAUCUGAUAAAAGUAAGCCGAAGCCCACAUUCCAGGCUUCAAGGAAUGUUUUUGGUAACGAUUCUGAUUCAGACGACGAAUCCAAGAAAAGACCAGCUUUGCCUCGACCUAGCGAUCUUAUGAAUAGAAAGGCAAAAUUGACUCAGGAAAAAGCUUUGAAUGAAGAUCCAACGGUUUACCAGUAUGAUGAAAUAUAUGAAGAAAUGGUUAGCAAAAAAGAUAAGGAGAAAGUUAAAACAAAGGAAGAAAAGAAACCCCAAUACAUAGAAAAUCUCAUGAAGGCAGCUAACAAGCGUAAAGUUGAAAAUGAGAGGCGUAUUGAGAGACAAGUUCAAAAAGAAAGAGAAAAGGAAGGUGAUGAAUUUAAGGAUAAGGAGGUAUUUGUGACAUCAGCAUACAAAAAGAAAUUGGAGGAAAUGCGGUUAGAAGAAGAGAAAGAGAAAAGAGAAGAGUAUUUAGAGAAUAUAGGAGAUGUUACGAAACAAAACGAUUUAGGUGGUUUUUACCGUCAUUUAUAUGAACAGAAGUUAGGAAGAGAUAAAACCGAAGAGAAUGUAGAGGCAACAAAGCUUGAAGUACUAGACGAAAACCUCAAAACGAAUGAUUCAUCUACAAAAACUACUACAAAUCCUGAUACACAAAAGAAAAGAAAUUAUAGAAAGCGAAAAUCAUCAGAUAGAACUCGAUUGUCAGAUGGUGAAAUAGAAGACUCUGAUGAAGAGAUUAAUCGUGUCAAUUUAGAUGAUCUUAGAUUGGCAAAGAAACAAAAAUCAGACAAUAUAGAUGCAGAUUCAGAUUUUUCCAUAGAUGAGUCUAGUGAUGAAGAAAAGGACAAAAAAAAUGAAGAAACUUUGAAAAUUAAAUUGGAAAAUAGUGAAAGCAUAAGCGUAAAAGAAAAAGACAGUAGUCCAAUACAAAUUAAAAAUGAAAAUACUGAAAUUAAAGAACCUGUACCAAAAGAGAAGAUUGAUAUUUGGAAAAAGAGAACUGUAGGAAUAGUUUUUGAAGAAGCUCUUAAAAGGUAUUAUGAAAGAAAAGCAGCCAGGGGUUGUUGA
Molecule: messenger RNA, 1083 nt
Organism: Spodoptera littoralis (African cotton leafworm)
Lineage: Eukaryota; Metazoa; Arthropoda; Insecta; Lepidoptera; Noctuidae
Source: the annotation of a GenBank genome assembly